AUGGGGCUGAGCUACAAUCACUUUCAUUGCCGCGUGAGGAGACCACCCUCCGCCACCGCCUCCACUGCCACUAAUGGCCACCAGCAACUCUACUGGAGCCACCCCAGGAAGUUCAGGCAAGGCUCGUGCUCCUGCCGUGUGCGCUCCAACCGGCACAGCCUCAUCUGCAAGUAUGGGCUCAACAUGUGUCGGCAGUGCUUCCACCAGUACACCAAGGACAUCGGCUUCAUCAAGCUGGACUAAAGGCUGUCGGCAGGAUGCCGUUUUGCUGACCCAGCCACAGCGCCACAUCCUGAUCACCAAGACUUCGCUGUGAUAUUUUCUAUGUCAAAUAAACAGGCCUGGCCCUGGCCAAAAAAAAAAA
This is a messenger RNA of Gavialis gangeticus (Gharial), 364 nucleotides long. RefSeq names its product ribosomal protein S29 (gene RPS29). Bases 1 to 243 code for a protein of 80 amino acids. The record is from RefSeq and is a predicted model, not a curated record. The transcript has a single exon. NCBI's taxonomy places the organism in Eukaryota, Metazoa, Chordata, Crocodylia, Gavialidae. Gene Ontology annotation, molecular function: zinc ion binding; structural constituent of ribosome. Gene Ontology annotation, cellular component: cytosolic small ribosomal subunit.